Python bivittatus (Burmese python) is the source of this 1073-nucleotide messenger RNA. Lineage: Eukaryota; Metazoa; Chordata; Lepidosauria; Squamata; Pythonidae. The record is from RefSeq and is a predicted model, not a curated record.
GGCUAACCUUCGGCUCGUUGCAGGGGUUCGUGGCGGUGCCCACCAAAAAUCCCGACGGCACGAUGAACCUCAUGAACUGGGAGUGCGCAAUCCCGGGGAAGAAAGGGACCCCGUGGGAAGGAGGUUUAUUUAAGUUACGGAUGCUUUUUAAGGAUGAUUAUCCCUCCUCACCUCCAAAAUGCAAAUUUGAACCACCCUUAUUCCAUCCAAAUGUGUAUCCUUCGGGCACGGUCUGUCUGUCUAUCUUAGAAGAAGAUAAGGAUUGGAGGCCUGCAAUCACAAUUAAACAAAUUUUGUUAGGAAUUCAAGAACUCCUAAAUGAACCAAAUAUCCAAGACCCAGCUCAAGCAGAGGCUUACACAAUCUACUGGUUCAGUUGAACUGCAGUCUAUCCAGAAUGGUUCAGCAGAAUUUCUGAAACACAAUGUAUUUAUUUGAGAACAAAACACAUUGUCCAUUUUGAAAUGGUUAAUUUUGAAGCUUUGUUUUACUUUCUGAAGUUACGAGCUGCUCCAAGCAUGUUUUUCCAUGGAAAAGCUGCACACUAAUAAACUGUUAUGUGUUAUAAUUAGAAGAAGUUGAGGCCCAUUUUCUACCACACGAAUAAAGUUUGCCACAGGGCUCUUGUUAAAGCACAUCUUUUUUAAAAGCCUUUUGAGCAUGAGGAGAAAAAUCCAUUAAGGCCUCUGAUUCACUGAUUCAAAGUGGAGUAUUUUUGGUCUUUGGAGAUUCCUCCCCUGCAGAGCUCCUAGCAUUAUCAUCUCUUUCUCAUUCCCAAAUUACUUUAUUAUUGGAAAUAAUUUCAUUCAAUCUACUAUUGAUUUUGCAUCUAAAAUCAGUGGUGUUCAUAUUCAUACAUACUGAAAUUCUUGAGAGCUGUGUUGUAAGUAAAGUGCUUGUACUUGAGUCCUAGCGUAUAACACCUGUCUAAUUUCCAUCUCCAGUGAAAAACUGCAAGUUCGCUUAAAAUACCAAGAGUUUGAUUUUUGUAGGUUUUUGGGCUAGGGAGAAUCUGAUCUAGAACACUUUAUGGACUCUGGUCUUUGAGAGUCGUUAGCUGUUUUUUUCUCUAU